Messenger RNA from Python bivittatus (Burmese python), 2160 nucleotides. RefSeq names its product potassium channel subfamily K member 6. The record is from RefSeq and is a predicted model, not a curated record. Gene Ontology annotation, cellular component: plasma membrane. Gene Ontology annotation, biological process: potassium ion transmembrane transport; stabilization of membrane potential. NCBI's taxonomy places the organism in Eukaryota, Metazoa, Chordata, Lepidosauria, Squamata, Pythonidae. Gene Ontology annotation, molecular function: outward rectifier potassium channel activity; potassium ion leak channel activity.
AAUAAACUGCAGGGGAGGAUACAAUCUCUGUUUUCCCUGGGGUCCUCGUGCCCCCCCCCAUCUUGGUUCUCAAGCUUUCUUGCAAGCAAGCCUCUCAUCUCUUCCCCAGUUCCUGUUGUUUUCGCACAACUCGCUUCCUGCCAAGAGCACACCCACAGUCCACAGAGUGGAGGGAGGGAAAUGCCUCCCUCCUCAAGACCUCCAGAGGGGGCUAGCGAGCCCUUUUUUCUGCUAGGCUUUUAUAGCCCUCCAUCAUUUUGGGAGGUGGCAAAGGCAAAGGCAGGACAGGAGGAGGGCAGCUGUAAAGCACAACCUGUGCCCAUCUCAGGCUUUGGCCCAGAAGUCCUGCCUGGUGCCCACUACGCCUGCCCUCUCCAAAGCAGCAGAUCCUUCCCUCCUGGGGAUGGGGGAGGGGGGGUGGCACUCCAGCUCUCUGGGUUGGAAAUGCCAAGGUCAGCGUCUGGGUGGAUGGUGGGGGUGAGGCCUUAAUCUGUCAGGGGAAGGAGACACAGAGACGGAGUCGUCCCUGAGCAUGUACCCGAUGCUGAGAGUGCGACCGACUCACCCAGUGGAAGGGGCGAAGCUGGUGAAAGUGGACCGGGAGGCGGCUCAGCUCGCGCUCGGGGCGGCGCCGGCCCAGUAUCCCGCCUGCCAGGUGCAACUCGAGGCAGCCCUGGCUCCGCCCGACGGGAGGGGCCUGGCCGCCGCCCAAGAGGCUGGCCCGCAGGGUCGCUGGGCCGCGACGUGGUGGGGCGGGCGCCGGCUUCGCUUCUCCAAACGUUUCCUUGUUCUUCCGCUCGGUUUGCCGCGACCGGCUCUUCGCUCCGCCGUCGGGUCCAUGAGGCGCGGCGCGGUGUUGGCGGCCUUCGCGCUGGCCUACGCGGGGUAUCUGCUGCUCGGAGCGCUGAUCAUCUCAGCCGUCGAGCGACCCUACGAGAGCCAGCUGAGGGCCGAGCUGCGGGACCUUAAGAGCGACUUCCUGCGCCACAGCCCCUGCCUGUCCGAGGCCACGCUGGAGCGUUUCCUGGGCGCCGUCCUGAGCGCCAACCGCCACUCCGCAGCCCUCCUGCGCAAUGGCUCGGCUGCCGCGUCCAACUGGGACUUCGCCUCUGCCUUCUUCUUCGCCAGCACCUUGAUCACCACUGUGGGCUACGGUUAUACUACACCCCUCUCGGACGCAGGCAAAGCCUUCUGCAUCUUCUAUGCGGUGCUGGGCGUCCCCUUCACCAUGCUGGUGCUGACAGCCGCCGUGCAGCGCCUUGUGGGCACCUUCACCUCUGGGCCUCUGGAAUACCUGGCCCUGCGUUGGGGCUCCAACCAACGGGUCCUGUCGUGUGGGCACCUGCUGGCACUGAUGGGCCUGGUGUUGGCCACCUUCUUCUUAGUGCCUGCUGCCAUCUUCAGUUCGCUAGAAGAGUCCUGGAGCUUCCUGGAUGCUUUCUACUUCUGCUUCAUCUCCCUCUGCACCAUUGGCCUGGGAGAUUACGUCCCUGGGGAACAGCCCGGGCAACGCCUUCGCCCCCUCUACAAGAUCUCUGUCACAGUUUACCUGCUUCUGGGGCUCAUGGCCAUGCUGCUGAUACUCCAGACCUUCCACAAGCUGGCAGACCUGCACGGCCUCUCUGACCUGGUCUUCUUGUCCCCGGACCAGCCUCCUGAGGAGCACCAGAGCAUCCUAGAGGAGCGCAGCCCUCCCUCUGAGCCUGGGCAGAGGGGGACGUUGCCUGCGCACCCCCGGCCAGGGGGACAGGCACAGUAUUCCUCCAUUAACAGAUAGCAAGGAGUAGGACGGUGACCGUCAGGGCUCAGCCACAAGGAAGACUCACUGCUCUCCUCUUUACCGAGCUUCUCUGCCCCCGACCUGGGAAAUGAGGCUGCUGGACAGUCCGUUGUGAGCAGAGGGCUGGGAAUGCCAGCUGCUCUCUCAGACCAGAAGAGAUUCUUCUGGCUCUUGCCUUUGGGUGAGCUCGCGGUGGGGAUUUUAUUUAAAAAGCACAGAUAAAAGGCUGGAACUUCCAGGCACUUCACUCUGCCCGGUGACACGUACUUUUGUAACUGUAGAUAGUACAUCAUGGCCCAGGUAUCCUUCCUUCUUUCCUUCCAGCUGUAGCUUGAGCUAAGUUUUGCAAGUGAGGAGCUGCUGAGGCGGAAGUCCUGCUG